Papaver somniferum (opium poppy) is the source of this 1444-nucleotide messenger RNA. RefSeq lists its product as uncharacterized. The transcript has a single exon. The coding region runs from base 502 to 1068 and encodes 188 amino acids. Lineage: Eukaryota; Viridiplantae; Streptophyta; Magnoliopsida; Ranunculales; Papaveraceae. The record is from RefSeq and is a predicted model, not a curated record.
UUACUAAGAGAAAAAAGAUAGUAGUAGAGGAGGAAGGAGGAGGGGACUAAAUGAUGAAUCCAAAAGACAAGUACAGAGAGUGGUGCAAUUAUUAAAUUCUUAGAAUUCUUCCUAAGCAACAGAGAAUUUCCUUUUUUUUCCUUCUCAUCUUAUUCUCUUUUUCCACCCCCCACAAAAGAGAAAGUAUAGAAUUUAUCACCAUUUCCUUCUUAAACCCAAAUUCUAUGUGUGUGUUUUUUGAUUCCCAAUUUCACACACAUAUUGAGAACAAAAAAAGAAAAAAAGAGUACUGAAAUUCAUUCAUUCUUAGAUACAUCUUUCUUUCACUCUCCUCCUCUCCACUUCACCACCUAGUAGAAUAUAUCUCUGUUAGCUCUAGUUUCUUCUGCUGUUGCUGUAGUGGAGCAUAUAUACAUGAUAUGGUGAUAAUGAUAGAAUAAUAUUAAGAUCAUAAUAUUUUUGAUUCAUCUUCGAGCAGUGUUUUUGAUCAGGUAGGUAGCCAUGAACAGUAUAAGAUGCUGCAUAUCUUGCAUUCUACCAUGUGGAGCUCUAGAUGUUAUAAGAAUCGUGCAUUCGAAUGGAAAAGUGGAAGAGUUUACGCGAACGAUCCGAGCUGAAGAUAUAAUGAAAGCAAAUCCUAAACAUGUUCUCAAAAAACCCACAUCAUUAUUAUCAAAUGAUGGAGAUUGUGCUGUUCAGAAGAUCGUUAUAGUUCCACCUGAUGCUGAAUUACAGAGAGGGAAGAUUUAUUUCUUGAUUCCUGCAGCAACAAAUUCAGUAGAUCCCAAUAAAAGAAGAAGCCGCGAUCGAUCAUCGCCAGCCAAUUCUGGUGUAAGAAGAGCUAAUAAGAUCAAAAAGGCGGUUACAGAAGAGAAUAAUAUCAAUAGUCAUUCAAUGAGCACUGCUAAUGAAAUUCUUAUCUCUGAUAGGUAUUUGAAGGAAAUACUAUCAGAAAGUAAAGUUUCGUCUUCGAAUCACAGAGAUCGAAGAAGGGGAAGGAUAGGUGUCUGGAGACCUCAUCUUGAAAGUAUUUCAGAAAUCCCGAUCAGUGAACCAUUACUACUAUAAAAUUUGUUAAGGUCGCCGCCGGUAUGUUUUUAUUACUACUGCUAUCUAUUACAGAGAGAUUGAUGCAUGCACGAUGAUCACGGCCGAUCAUUGUGAAUGUUUAUUCAGCCGAGAGUACAGAGAUUUUCUUUAAACUACUUUUUUUUCCUUAGAAAUUAAAAAAUAUGAGAGUUAUGAUUUCUUCUUUUUUGUAUAUAAAUCAUAAAUACCAAUGCAGUUUUAUUUUGGGUUUUCUUUGUUUGCAUUUCUUGAUCGGAUGAUCGUUCUGUGUCAUUCAUAUGCCGAUGAGUUUUGAAUUCAGAUGAUCGUUCUGUAUCAUUCAGAUGUUGAUGAGUUUUGAAUUGUAUCAUUCAGAUGUUGAUGAGUUUUGAAUUCA